ACCUCUUCUCCUCCCCUCUUCCCCCAACCCCUCCCUUUUGCAAGGAAUUCCUCUUUCACCUCACCUCUUCUCUCCUCCCCUCUUCCCCCAACCCCUCCCUUUUGCAAGGAAUUCCUCUCCUCUCCUUUCUUCCCCUCUCCCCUCCCCCCCCCCCACACCCCCCUCCCCUCCUUUAGUAUAAGGAAUUCCCUUCCUCUCCUCUCUUCCCAUCCACAACCAACCAACCCCCUCUCCCCUUCUCAACCACCACCUCCUUUUUGUUUUCUAUAAGGAUUUCCCUUCCCUUACUCCUCUCCCCCCCCCCCCCCCCCCCACCUCUGCCAAUUCUAGCCAUGCUCCAGAAUGACACCAAAAGACAAGCCGUUUGCAACGCAUACCUGGAGCCCGACCUGGAGCCCUUCCAGGGUGCAGAGGUCCAGAGUGGAGAGGGGAGUACCCAGCUGGACUGCCACCACACCACUGCCAACUUGGUUCUGCAGGAUCUGGGAGGGAGUGGCUCAUCCCACAACAGCCUAGGCUGGUCCACCAGCCAGGCGGGCGAGGAGAACCUUCUGCAACAAAGGGUCCUGCCCACGGCCAUGCUUCUGCCCAAGAUGGUCCACCUGGGGCCUCUCUUCGGAGGAGGGACCUACCCUUCGGCCCAUCAGAUGGGGCUGUCCCAGCAGCACAGGCAGUCACCGCUCAGCCAGCACCAACACCCCCACCAAGCGACCUUCACCCAGAGGAACGGCUUCAGCGGGCAGCAACAGGCCUUCAGGGCGUACAACUGGGGAGGCCACCAGCAGCAAGGUGGUGGCGGUGGAGGUGGAGGUGGUGGUGGAGUCUGGGGAUCCAUCAACACUACCUGCAGCAGGGGCUUGAGAAGAUCGAUGGGAGUCUCGAACUCGAUUCCCUCCUGCUCCUCCAAGAGGCCCUUCUCCAGUCAUGUCCUGUUGCCCCCAAAGUUGAACAGAAGCCGCCCAGGAUUAACACCCAAAUCUUGGAUGGAAGACAACCCGGUGAACACAGAUGGCAAUAGCAACUGGCUGCCACAUCAGCAGGAAUGGACCCAGCCCUACGACACGUUCAACAUGCACUCGUUGGAGAACUCGCUCAUCGACAUCUUGCAGAACGAGCAGGAACCGCUGAAAAGUCGGUCGGCUCUCUUCCCCGUAGAAGAUGGUUUCCUUGACAACGGCCAGGGUGACCAGUCCUUAUCUUCGGGCUUGAACUCCCCAGCGCUGAGUCAGAACGGGAAGCACGGAGAGCGAUAUUCCCGGAAGGUUUUUGUCGGCGGCCUCCCUCCCGACAUCGAUGAAGAUGAGAUCAUCGCUACCUUCUGCUGCUUCGGCCAGCUCAUGGUGGACUGGCCUCACAAGUCCGGGAGCAAAUCCUACUUCCCACCCAAAGGUUACGCCUUCCUGCUGUUUCAGGAGGAAUGUUCUGUCCAGGUUCUCAUCGACGCCUGUUACCACGAUGACGGCAAGCUGUACCUUUACGUUUCCAGCCGUACGGUCAAGGACAAACCGGUCCAGAUUAGGCCGUGGACUCUGAGCGAUAGUGACUUUGUUCUCGAUGGAUCCCAGCCUCUGGAUCCCAGGAAGACCGUCUUUGUUGGUGGUGUCCCUCGGCCACUGAAAGCUGUCGAGCUGGCCAUGAUCAUGGACCAGCUGUACGGAGGCGUCUGCUACGCUGGCAUCGACACCGACCCCGAGCUGAAGUACCCCAAGGGUGCGGGCAGAGUGGCCUUCGCCAACCAGCAGAGUUACAUCGCCGCCAUUAGUGCCCGCUUCAUCCAACUACAGCACCGGGACAUCGACAAGCGGGUUGCUCUUGCCCGGCAGGUGGAGGUGAAGCCCUACGUGCUGGUGGACCAGCUCUGCGACGAGUGCCAGGGCGCCCACUGCAACGGCAAGUUUGCCCCCUUCUUUUGCGCCAACAUCACCUGCCUGCAGUACUACUGCGAGUUCUGCUGGACGAGCAUCCAUUCGCAAGCUGGGCGCGAGUACCACAAGCCACUGGUGAAGGAGGGAGGCGAGAGGCUUCGGCAGCUGCCCUUCCGGUGGAGCUAAGACCCGUAACCGCCACCACCAACACCCCUCCGAGGGGCGCAGUCACCCGCUGCCACUUGGCGGCUCGUGGUUAACUUGCCGAACCCAUUAUUUAGUGUUUGUGCACCAAAAUUUUCUUACCCAGUAUAUCUUUUGAUUAAUUUUUUUGUUUUAAUUUUAAGCAGAAAAGUCUGGUUUUUGGGGUGGACACCCAGUGCGAUGGGUUGGAGGGUGUGAUCUGUGCUUCAGUUCUCAGAACA
Leucoraja erinaceus (little skate) is the source of this 2290-nucleotide messenger RNA. Its product is annotated as cytoplasmic polyadenylation element-binding protein 2-like. The coding region runs from base 333 to 2051 and encodes 572 amino acids. The transcript has 8 exons. The record is from RefSeq and is a predicted model, not a curated record. Gene Ontology annotation, molecular function: mRNA regulatory element binding translation repressor activity; translation factor activity, RNA binding; ribosome binding. Gene Ontology annotation, cellular component: nucleus; cytoplasm; neuron projection. NCBI's taxonomy places the organism in Eukaryota, Metazoa, Chordata, Chondrichthyes, Rajiformes, Rajidae. Gene Ontology annotation, biological process: negative regulation of cytoplasmic translation.